This is a messenger RNA of Tinamus guttatus (white-throated tinamou), 1085 nucleotides long. The record is from RefSeq and is a predicted model, not a curated record. NCBI's taxonomy places the organism in Eukaryota, Metazoa, Chordata, Aves, Tinamiformes, Tinamidae.
AUGGAUGCUUUCACAAAGACCAAGAGAAAGAAGCACAGGAUAACACAGUCAGCCUCUGGAGCCUGUCCUCAAAAGCAAAGCUACUCCCUGAAACUUGAUGUGAAAGAUGGCAAGAUCUACAAUGAACAGAACUUCUUCCAGCGGGCUGCAAAGAAGGCCACAGUGGAGAAGUGGAAGAAGCUGCAUUCUGUGCCCUUGCUGGGUAUCCCCGACUGCCUUGGCUUUGGACUGCACGGCGAUAACUAUCGGUUUCUUGUGUUCCCCGAUUUGGGGCGAACCCUUCAGUCCAUCCUGGAUGAUGGUUUAAACCUGCUGAAGGAGAAGGCAGCUUUUCAGAUUGCAGUCCGGCUGUUAGACUGCCUGGAGUACAUUCACGAAAAUGAGUAUGUGCACGGGGACAUCACGGCUGAGAACAUCUACGUGAACCCCCUUGACCUCACAGAGGUGACCCUUGCAGGCUAUUGCUUUGCAUUCCGCUACUGCCCAGGAGGGAAGCACGUGGCUCUGCGUGAAGGCAGUAGGACCCCUCAUGAAGGCACAUUAGAGUUUAUCAGCCUAGAUAGCCACAAGGGAGCAGGACCAUCUCGUCGGAGUGACUUGGAAUCUCUGGGCUACUGUCUGCUGAAAUGGCUCUGUGGCUUCUUGCCUUGGUCUGAUGAGCUGACCAAAAUAGAAACUGUGGUGGAGAAGAAGGAAAGGUACAAGCAGGAUGUUACCGGCCUUCUCCGACUGUGCUUCAGGCAGAAAGUGAUUCCAGAGGCCCUGCAGAGCUACCUGCAGCAAGCAAUGGCACUGGAGUACGAGGAGAGGCCUGACUACGAAGCCCUGCGGCAGUUCUUGAGGAGGCCGCUGGAGAAGAUGAGAGCUUCAGCUUAUGACUCUCUGGAUGUCAGGGUUGUACCCUGAAUCAAGAAAGUUUGCACAGGAAAAGAGUUCAGUUCCAAACUUUCUGCACUGUGAUGCUUUUUUAGGAGCCACAUCUAACUUUUAUCUACCUGUUUUAGAAGUGAGAAUGGUUUUUAUAGGUGACGUUCUCUGACUAUAAUGUGACUUAACACUGAAUCUUGAGCCACUGUUACACCACG